Molecule: messenger RNA, 2204 nt
Organism: Dama dama (fallow deer)
Lineage: Eukaryota; Metazoa; Chordata; Mammalia; Artiodactyla; Cervidae
Gene: SLC9B1
Product: solute carrier family 9 member B1
Exons: 13
Coding region: 308-2074 (588 amino acids)
Biological process (GO): proton transmembrane transport
Cellular component (GO): membrane
Molecular function (GO): antiporter activity
Source: RefSeq, a predicted model, not a curated record
CCCAAAGCUACAGAGUGGCAGUGCUGAGCUUUGAGCGCAGUCCUAACCCCAGAAACGGCUCCUUUUCAGGCUGUACUAAAAUUGACGUAGAGGGAAACACCGUCUAAAGUUUUGACAAGUUACUUCCGGCACAUGCAUCCCCUGGCGGUCCUUUUUGGCUAAGCGGCCCUCUGAGGUCAACUGCAUCUCCGGACUUGUACAACACAAUAAGUCAAUACUCUGAAGAGACGUGGAACGGGCAGAAUAAACUGAAAACACCCCAGGCGGUUCCAGAAGGAAACCUCCGGCUCCGAAGAAUGGGGCGACCAUGACGCCAAUUAAACGCGUCAGCUCGGCGCGCAGUCGGCAGCCCCGCCCCCUCGCCAUUAGCCCCGCCCACACUCGCGUCCCGCAGCGUUUGCCUCAGGGCUGCGCGUGGGCCCGGCGGCGGUUGCUGUGCUCCCUGCGUUGCUCCGUGGGCAGCGGGAGAAGCUGUAGCGAUUUAACUCAAGAAUUGAAAGAAAUUUUUAAGGCAAAGAUCAACUCAAAGAAGCAAAGAUCACAGAGAAGCAUGUACACUAAAGAACCACAAAAUGAACACUUGGAGGAUGAAAAUGUCCAGUCAUCUACAAUUACUGAGACCCUCAAAGCUGAUGAACAUGAAGAAACUAAGGAAACCAUCUUGCCAGAAACAGAGGAAACAAAAUCACAGAUAGAAGAGAAGGUUUUUUGUCCUUCACUGAAUAGAGCUAUUACAAGUGGAAGUAUACUUUUUAUGAUAUGGUGUGUAGCCUGGGUAUUCUCAGGCCCUGAAGUUCUUCCUAAUGGAGGUUUAUUUGGACUGUUAAUUAUCUUUUAUUGUGCCCUUAUUGGGGGGAAACUUUUGGAAAUCAUUAAAAUACCUUCAGUGCCUAAAAUUCCUCCUCUCCUUGGGAUGUUACUGGCUGGUUUUGUCGUUAGGAAUGUUCCAUUCCUCAGUGAUGUCACCUAUAUUAGUAAUGAACUGUCUUCAACUUUAAGAAAUACUGCCCUUACCAUUAUUCUAGUGCGAGCUGGGCUUGGACUCGAUCCAGAGGCUUUGAAGAAUUUGAAGCGAGUUUGUAUAAGAUUGUCUAUGGGUCCAUGUCUAAUGGAGGCUUGUUCAACUGCUGUUAUUUCCCACUUCCUUAUGAAUUUUCCCUGGAAGUGGGCAUUUCUGUUGGGUUUUGUAGUCGGUGCAGUUUCUCCUGCUGUUGUUGUCCCUUCCAUGCUACGUUUGCAAGAAAAGGGAUAUGGUGUUGAGAAAGGCAUUCCAACCUUAUUAAUAGCUGCCAGCAGUUUGGAUGACAUCGUGUCUAUCUCUGGAUUCAAUGCAUGCUUCAGCAUAGUUUUCUCCUCAGGUAACAUAUCUAAUAACAUCCUAUCCCCUCUUCGGGAUGCAGGUCUUGGUGUGCUUUCAGGAAUUGUUUUGGGAAUGUUUGCUCGACAUUUUCCAAGUAGUGAUCAGGGAAAACUUGAAUUGAAGAGAGCGUUUUUAAUUUUGAGUAUGUGUAUUUCUGCUGUCUUAGGCAGCCAUAAAUUUAAUAUGAACACAGCUGGAGGAUUGUGCACACUAGUAUUGAGUUUCAUUGCAGGGACAGGUUGGUCCAAAGAAAAGGUUAGAGUCCAAAAAAUUAUUGGAAUUGCGUGGGAUAUUUUCCAACCUCUUCUGUUUGGUUUGGUUGGAGCAGAAGUAUCUGUUGCAUCUCUUAAAUCAAAUGCUAUUGGCGUUUCUGUUGGUACCGUGAGUUUGGCAUUAUUGGUUAGAAUUUCUUUUACAUUUAUAUUGAUGUCUUGUGCCGGUUUUAAUUUUAAGGAGAAAAUAUUUAUUGCUUUAUCAUGGAUGCCGAAAGCUACAGUCCAGGCUGUAUUAGGUCCUCUGGCUCUAGAAAAAGCAAGAAUGAGUGCACCCCAUUUGGAAUCAUAUUCGAAGGAUGUGAUGACAGUAGCCUUUUUAUCCAUCUUGAUCACAGCUCCAAAUGGAGCUUUAAUUAUUGGCAUUCUGGGACCUAAACUACUCACUCGCUAUGAUACAAACAAAGUGAAAAUGGAGUUAUCAGGAUCACAACCUCAUUGAAAAGUUGAUUUGCCAUCACUUGCCUGCUUCUCUUAAUGAAUUCUCUUACAUAAGGGAAAAAUUAAAAGGUACACAUACGUGAAGAAUGUACAUAGAAGCAAACCUUUAAUAAAUAUAUGAUUUGACUACA